AUGUCUCCUGCUCCCUCCUGGAUCAGCUCGACUUCCUGGGACUUUUCAGUUAAACCCACCUGGCUCUUUCAUUCGUCCUUCGAGAGGAUCCAGAUGGAUGCCUCUCCUCUGUCCUGUGAAGGGGUCCAGGCAGACUCCGCUGAUCAGUCCUGCAAGGGGGUCCAGGCGAAUGCUGCUCACCCGUCUGAUGAAGAUCUUCUGCUCAGGAAGCUUCUGGAGGCUGAGGUUGAUGGAGCUGCAGCAGCUCAGGAAGUGUCGGCUCUGAGAGAAUCUGUUGACAAACUGUUUGGUUCUGAUCCAAAGAAGCUGUCAGGUUCUGUCUCUUCGGUUCUGGUCCAUCAGAAGGAGCUGCUGCUGCAGAAACUGAAGACCUUUGAAGCCACAAACCGGACCCUAAGGCACCUCCUCAGGGAGCAGCUGGAGUCUGAGAUGGAGUCCAAACGGCUGUCGGAGCAGAAGAACCAGUUAUUGACGAAGCUCACCAACACAGAAGCAGAAAACGCUCAUCUUCUGGUGAAACUUGAACAGAAAGACAAAGAGGUUGAUGAUCUCUGCAAAUGUCUACACUCUGAGAAGGAAGACGCUCAGAGCUCGGCUGUCCUGUCCAAGAGCCUGGAGUCCAGCAGAGCUUACCUGCAGGGACAGCUUCGCAGCAGAGAGGCUGAGAACAACCGGCUCAGAGUCCAGAUCAAGAACCUGGAGCGAGCAGCCGACAAGCAGAAAGCAAAGCUGGAGCACCUGAUGGAGCAGCUGAAGAAGCUGAAACAGGAAGCUGUGAGUGACAGAGAGGCUCUGAAACAAGCCACUCGGGCCCAGAAACACAGAGCCGAGCGCAGUGAGGACGCCGCAGGCCAGCUGAGCACCCAGCUGCUGGACAUGGAGAGGCAGGUGGCUGAAGCUCUGACAGCAGCUGAAGCCUGGCAGAGUCGAUACACUGAUGAGGAACAAGAGAAAACCGAGCUGGAGCUCCAGGUGUCUGUGAUGAGCAGCCGCAUCUCCGAGCUGACGGAGCACCUGCAGAGAGCCGAGGUCAAAGGUCAGACGGACACAGAGGCUCUGCUGGAUCAGCUGCAAGAACUGACUUCAGAAAACACAGCAGAAAGACUGGAGAACCAGUCUCUGAAGGCCACGGUGUCCUCGGUGGAGGACAAGCUGUCCAUGUGUCAGUCUGAGCUCCAGCAGGUCCGAUGUUCCAUCAGACAGUAUGAGGACCUGCUGGAUAGCUACAAGCUGCAGAUUGAGAAGACCCGGACCGAGGCCGACGACUACUGCGUUCGCCUGGCUCUGGCCGAGCAGGAGGCCCGGUCAGUGCGAGGGGAGCUGGAACAAGAGAUCCAGGAGGUGCGCAGGGAGCUGCAGGGCCGGCUGACGGAGCUGGAACCUCUGCCUGAGGCGUUACGGCACUCUGAGCUGCAGCUGAAGGAGGCCCGGGACCGCCAGCGCAUCCAGGAGAGGCGGAACCAGGAGCUCAGCAACACCCGGACGGACCUGAGGACGAAGGUGGAAAUUCAGGGAACCCAAAUGGAUCUUCUCAGACAGAGGAACAAGAGUCUGAUAGAGGAGAACCGAAAACUCCAGCAGCAGAUGGAGAACCUGGAGAGGAAGCUGGAAGAGGUCGGCAUUCAGAACUCUGACCUUCUCGCCCUGGUGGCAAAGCAGGAGAAAGCUGUCCACAGAAACCAACUUUCUCUGGAGGAGAAGACCAGAGAGAGUUCUGCUCUGGGCCGAAGGCUGGAGGAAGUUCUGGAUGAUGCUCGCCAACAGAUGUCAGAGACCAGAGAACGUGUUGCAGCUAAAGAACGUUUCACCCAGUCCAAGAUCCUGAACCUAGAGACCCAGGUCAGCAGGACCACCUCAGAAACUGAAAAGCUGAAACGCAACAAGGAGGAGGUUGAGAGGCGGUACCAGAGCCGACUGCAGGACCUGAAGGACCGCCUGGAGCAGUCGGACAGCACCAACCGAAGUCUGCAGAACUACGUGCAGUUUCUUAAAGCAUCAUACGCCAAAGUUUUUGGUGAUGUGGCCCUCAGUGGCUCUCUACGGGCCCCCUCACCCAUCUGA
Nematolebias whitei (Rio pearlfish) is the source of this 2061-nucleotide messenger RNA. It is a transcript of the gene odf2a, whose product is annotated as outer dense fiber of sperm tails 2a. The record is from RefSeq and is a predicted model, not a curated record. The coding region runs from base 1 to 2061 and encodes 686 amino acids. Lineage: Eukaryota; Metazoa; Chordata; Actinopteri; Cyprinodontiformes; Rivulidae. Gene Ontology annotation, cellular component: centrosome. Gene Ontology annotation, biological process: regulation of cilium assembly. The transcript is spliced from 15 exons.